AUGGGAAGCCGUGCACAGUCUCCCUCGGGGACUGGUCCUGUGGACCUCUUCAUGCCUCGGAGUGGGAUGCGACGCGAUUCCAUGCGCAGCAGCAUGAGUGUCGUGUCGGACGUGGAAAUGGCUCGUAACGAGGUCUUUGAUGGCCCAAUAUCUGAAAGCAUUCCUUCCAGCGUUGUAUCAUUUGCACACCGCCGUGACCGAGCAGGCUCUACCGUGAGCUUUACCUACUUCCAAGAUGAGGAAGAUUUCGCAGAAUGGUCGAAUGAAGAUGCGGUGGACGAGCAAAGCGAGAUCGAUAUUGAGUCUUUACAUGGCAUUGGCGACGCAGAUGUCGAGUCAGUCCGGGGAUCUUUCGUAUCUAAGCGUAUGUCUACCUCGCGCGACUCGAUCGAGCGUCCACUUCUUUCUCGCUAUUUGUCCGCCAGCUCGUAUGGUCGAGACCGACGAACCGGCAGUCGAUUGAAUCAAAAGGUCUAUAUCGCAUCGGAGGAUCUGACCGCCGUUUUUGCCGGAUUUUCCACAAGUACUGGAGGAUAUGCUCUGUACAUUGCUCUUUGCAUAUUGACCGGUGGAUUUGCCUACCUUCUCUUCCGAUGGCUGCCACGAUGGCGGGUGAAGGUGAUUGGGAAGGCAACGCCGAUAGGAAAGUGCCAGUGGGUUGCCAUUGAGGAUCAAUGGAAUCAAUUCACCAUUCACGAAGUUGGCAGCCAACUCUAUGGGCGGCCGCUUUCCACAGUCUUCGCUGAUUCGUCGAGUUAUACAUACGACGAAGAUAGUGAUCCGACACUUGCUUCUUUGCACUUCAUUGACUAUAGACACCUGCGAUUCUUCUACCAUCCCCUCGAGGAUAAAUUCUCGUUGGUCAAUGGUUGGAAAGAUCCCUCAUGGACUAAUGCGAAGGUCAUGCGGAGUGGAUUAGAUGCCGAUGAACGAGAUAGCAGAGAACAACUCUUCGGAAACAAUACCAUUGAAAUUGACCAGAAGACAAUUCCUCAGCUUCUCGUCGACGAGGCAUUCCAUCCGUUCUACAUCUUCCAAGUUGCCAGUCUCUUGUUGUGGUCCAUCGAUGAGUACUAUUACUACGCCGUUUGUAUCUUUCUCAUAUCGUUCUUCAGCAUAGCCACUACUGUGCUAGAGACGAAAUCAACCAUGAAACGGCUCAGGGAGAUCUCUCUCUUCGAGUGUGAUGUGCGCGUGCUAAGAAACGGGUUCUGGCGAUCUGUCUCCUCCCAUGAGCUGGUGCCUGGUGAUGUGUAUGAAUUCUCCGACCCUUCGCUCAAUCAGGUGCCGUGUGAUUGCAUAUUGCUAUCGGGAGAUUGUAUUGUGAACGAGAGCAUGCUGACUGGGGAAUCUGUUCCUGUGUCCAAAACACCACUCACCGAUGACGCCCUCAAAUACCUCGAUCUCAGUACCCCCUCUAUUCAUCCUCAAGUUGCCAAACACUUCCUGUUCAGCGGCACGAAGGUAAUCCGGGCUAGACGUCCUCAGAACGUCGAUGACGAUGAAGCAGUAGCGCUGGCAAUCGUUAUGAGAACUGGCUUCUCGACGACCAAGGGCGCGCUCGUUCGCUCGAUGCUUUUCCCGAAGCCUUCUGGGUUCAAAUUCUACCGUGACUCGUUCCGCUACAUCGCAGUGAUGGGAGUGGUCGCUAUCCUUGGUUUCAUUGCUUCAUUUGUUAACUUUGUUCGAUUGGGUCUCGCUUGGCAUUUGAUCAUAGUGCGAGCCCUCGAUCUGAUCACGAUCGUUGUACCACCAGCUCUUCCGGCCACACUUACUAUUGGAACCAAUUUCGCACUUUCAAGAUUGAAGAAGCAGAACAUAUUCUGUAUCAGCCCACAGAAAGUCAAUGUGGGAGGAAAGCUGGACGUCGUGUGUUUUGAUAAGACUGGUACUCUCACCGAAGAUGGGCUGGACGUGCUCGGAGCACGUAUAGUGACCCGUGGUAAACGAUUCUCGGAGUUGCUCUCUGAUACGUCUGAUGGGUUCCUCCUUCCUACUGCAAAUGCAAAUUCGUCAUACGAUAUCGAAAAACAGCGAAAGAUCGUGUACGCAAUGGCUACGUGCCAUUCCCUCAGGGUGGUGGACGAUGAGCUAUUGGGAGACCCUCUUGAUGUGAAGAUGUUCCAAUUCACCAACUGGACGUUCGAGGAGGGAGGACAUACUGUUUCUGACCCGGCGAACCCCAAGUAUGACACGAUAGCGCCAUCGGUUGCAAAGCCGCCUCAGGCUCAGGCCGGUGAUCAACAGGACGUAAAUAACCCACUGGAACUCGGAGUACUACGGAGUUUCGAAUUUGUCUCACAUCUCCGCCGCGCAAGCGUCGUUGUCCGCCAAUUUGGUGAUAAUGGAGCAAGUUUCUUUGUCAAGGGUGCCCCAGAAAGCAUCAAGGACAUUUGUUUACCUGGAUCCCUUCCUGCGGAUUAUGAAGAUCUCUUGAAUUACUACACUCACAAAGGAUACCGUGUGAUUGCCUGCGCCACCAAGCACGAACGCAAGUUGAGUUGGAUGAAAGUUCAAAAAAUGUCACGAAUUGAGGUGGAGUCCGAUCUGGAAUUCCUGGGUUUCAUCAUUUUCGAGAACAAAUUGAAGCCCAGUACUGCUGGUGUGAUCUCCCAGCUGAACGAGGCGGGAAUUCGCAACGUUAUGUGCACUGGUGACAAUAUCUUGACUGCUAUCAGUGUUGCUCGUGAAUGCAACAUGCUCGGCCGCGAUGAGCCCUGCUUUAUUCCCCAUUUUGUCGAAGCACCUGGUCUCUCAUCCAAGACUUCCCUCAUAUGGGAAUGCGUGGACAACCCCGACCUUCAGCUAGACCCCAGAACACUUACGCCUAUGAACACCGCGGAGAUCGAUUUGUCAAUCCCCGGAAGCUCUCUCGUUGAGCGAGAGUACUCUGUCGCUGUGACGGGUGAUGCGUUUAGGUGGCUAAUCGAUUAUGGAAAUGAGGAUGUACUCAACAAGGUACUUGUGUGCGGCAAAGUGUUUGCGCGAAUGUCCCCGGACGAAAAGCACGAAUUGGUCGAGAAACUCCAGUCUAUUGAUUACUGCUGUGGCUUUUGCGGCGACGGUGCCAAUGACUGUGGUGCGUUGAAGGCCGCAGAUGUUGGUAUCUCAUUGUCGGAUGCCGAGGCGUCUGUUGCCGCACCCUUCACUAGCCGCGUGUUCGAAAUCUCCUGUGUUCCGACGGUGAUUCGGGAGGGUCGUGCUGCUUUGGUGACAAGCUUCUCCUGCUUCAAGUUCAUGAGUCUCUAUUCCGCCAUUCAGUUCUCCACGGUCAGCUUCUUGUACACCUCGGGAUCCAAUCUCGGUGAUUUCCAAUUCCUCUUCAUCGACCUUGUCCUCAUCAUGCCCAUUGCCAUAUUCAUGGGCUGGGCUGAUCCUGCUCCGACAUUAUCUCGGAAACGACCAACCGCCGAUCUUGUCUCGCGGAAAGUAUUGACACCUUUGCUCGGCCAAAUCGCGCUAGCUGUGCUAUCACAAUUUGCGGUCUUCCAGAUUGUUCAAUUGCAGCCAUGGUUCUUGCCACCUCAAUUGGACCGGGAAAAGAGCAACAUCACCAACUCGGAGAACACAGCUCUUUUCGUAUUCUCCUGCUUCCAGUACAUUUUCAUCAGUAUUGUUCUCAGCGCGGGCCCGCCAUUCCGGAAACCCAUGACUCAGAAUGUGCCGUACUUAUGUACAAUCGUCGUCAACGCCCUGAUCUCGGCCUACAUGCUCUUCAGACCAGCCGAAUGGGUUCGGAGUGUGAUGCAACUGACAUACAUGUCUGAUGGAUUCCGAAGCUGGUUACUCGCGCUGGCAAUCGGGAUCCUCAUUCUAUCCUGGAUCGCAGAGAAGAACAUAUUCCCUCGCGUGGCACAGAUGAUUGGACAUGCUCGUGCUCGCAUGCAACCAAACUACCGCAAGAAGCGCCGGACCUACAAAGUGCUUUUGGAGGAACUGCGCUUGUGA
Penicillium bovifimosum is the source of this 3948-nucleotide messenger RNA. RefSeq lists its product as uncharacterized. Gene Ontology annotation, molecular function: P-type ion transporter activity; ATP hydrolysis activity; ATPase-coupled monoatomic cation transmembrane transporter activity. Gene Ontology annotation, biological process: intracellular calcium ion homeostasis. Gene Ontology annotation, cellular component: membrane. Bases 1 to 3948 code for a protein of 1315 amino acids. NCBI's taxonomy places the organism in Eukaryota, Fungi, Ascomycota, Eurotiomycetes, Eurotiales, Aspergillaceae. The record is from RefSeq and is a predicted model, not a curated record. The transcript has 16 exons.